AUGGAACAGAAUCGACGACGCCCUAUGGGGCAUUUUCCAGUUCCUAGACCGAUAAAUCCUGGAGACGGGAAUCCAGUUGAUUUGGGUAGAGUACAAGUGGAUCCUAAUGCGAGGACUCGUAAAGUACGUUGGAGUGACGAAAUGGAUGGUCUUAUGAUCACUUCACUGGUUGAACAAGUGUUGGCUGGGCACAAACAAACUGACAAUGGCUUUACUUCAUUUCAAGUUUCGAAGGCAAUGGAAAAGGUUUUCAACGGAUGUGGGGUCAUAGUGUCAGAUAAGAAUGUGAGGACAAGGUUGAAGACUCUUAAAAAGGACCAAGCUGAAGUGCGACAGUCGCUGAACAUGAGCGGUUUCGGGUUGGAUCCCGAAACAGAACGCAUUGUAGCGGAUCAAGUUGCGUGGGACGAAUUUAUUAAGGGAAAGCCAGAAUUCGGGAAGUGGAGGACCAAACUUUGUCCAAGAUAUGAUGACAUGGAGACUAUAUUUGGCAAUGAUGCAGCCACUGGAGAUCGCGCGGUGUCUGGUUUCGACCAUUUCUCCCCAUUCAAUGGUAUUUAA
Messenger RNA from Fraxinus pennsylvanica, 561 nucleotides. The record is from the annotation of a GenBank genome assembly. Lineage: Eukaryota; Viridiplantae; Streptophyta; Magnoliopsida; Lamiales; Oleaceae.